UUGGGCAUCGCGAGACGACAGCGUUUUUCCUGCCUCGCCCCUUCGACGUCCGCGUCUUGAGAAACAAUAAGAGCCUGCCUCUGUAAAGAUUGGUGUGGUGGGUGCACAACCACAAUACGCCAACUCCAGUCCAACGACGGACAACCAACAACACCAUCGAGUCCCCGAGUACACCACGCGUACCCUACCGCGACCUGUCCGAGCGACUUCCUGACGAACCGCCCCAUUCCGAACACUCAGACGCAAGCGUUGCAGACCAAACGCCAGCAUGGUGGCCGCCUCUUCGGUUGUGAGUGGCUCAAUGUACACGCGCAGCCGCGCGGUGACAAGUCGAGUCCGAACCUACAAUUGGCCGCCGAUACAACUCAACUUCUGGAUCUUUGUGAUGCUCCUCGCCUCAACGAGCAUUCUCGGGGUCUUUGCAAUCUUCAUCCAGACACAGAACCAACUGCAAUUACCGGUACCAUGGUACUUUCCCUACUUCAUCACCGUUUGCGGCCUCACGAUCCUGUUCAUCCUCGGCCUCUUCUGGCUCAUAUUCAAUCGACGACUGCUGCCCGCCAUAGUGAUGAUAGGCGCCUUUAUACUGUUUGUUCUAUGGAUCACGGGUCUGGUCAUUGUGUCGAUUCAGCUGUUCGGGCCCUCAGGGUCAGUGUCGAGUAACUGCGAUAUUCAAGUAUUCAGCCAGAAUCCCAAAGGGCAGACGCUCAAGGUCCUGGCGUAUUUGCAGCAGAAGAACAUCUGCGAGUCAUGGCGCAUGGUGUUUGCCAUGGCCCUCAUUGGGACAAUCUUUCUUCUUUGGAUCAUGAUCAUGGCGUACCAAGUCUUCGUCAACUCGUAGGAGCACCG
Emericellopsis atlantica is the source of this 849-nucleotide messenger RNA. RefSeq lists its product as uncharacterized. The coding region runs from base 269 to 841 and encodes 190 amino acids. The transcript has 3 exons. The record is from RefSeq and is a predicted model, not a curated record. Lineage: Eukaryota; Fungi; Ascomycota; Sordariomycetes; Hypocreales; Bionectriaceae.